UUCAUUAUGCGGAAGUUGUAGUUCACUGUCACUGCUGCCAGUUUCGGCCGUUUAGGUACAGCUGCUGCGUCGCUCCGUCCCUGAAGCAGAGGUUGCAGACAUGUCCUUGUCGUUUGAAGGAAGAGUGGUGCUCGUCACUGGCGCAGGAGGAGGUCUUGGCAAAGAAUAUGCACUGGCCUUCGCUUCAAGAGGAGCCUCCGUAGUUGUGAACGACCUUGGGGUAGACACAAAAGGGGGUGGAAGAAGUUCUGCAGCUGCUGAUAAGGUGGUGGAGGAGAUAAGAGCAAAGGGAGGCAAAGCUGUGGCAAACUAUGAUUCUGUUGAAGACGGAGAGAAGCUGAUCCAAAGUGCCCUUGAUGCUUUUGGAAGAAUUGAUAUUGUUGUAAACAAUGCUGGAAUACUCCGUGACCGUUCAUUUGCCAGGACCAGUGAUCUGGAUUGGGACCUUAUUCAUAGAAUUCACUUGAGAGGAUCGUUCUUGGUAACUCGGGCUGCUUGGAACCACAUGAAAAAUCAAAAAUUUGGCAGAAUCAUCAUGACUGCGUCAGCUGCGGGCAUUUAUGGUAACUUCGGCCAGGCCAACUACAGUGCUGCCAAGCUAGGCCUGCUGGGGCUGGCUAACACUUUGGCCAUCGAGGGGCACAAGUACAACAUCCACUGCAACACGAUUGCUCCCGUCGCUGGGUCCCGUCUCACAGAGACCGUCAUGCCGCCAGAUCUUGUGGCAUCUCUGAAGCCUGAGUAUGUUGCUCCUUUGGUGCUCUGGCUCUGUCAUGAACAAUGUAAAGAAAAUGGAGGACUGUUUGAGGUUGGUGCAGGCUGGAUUGGUAAAUUACGUUGGGAGCGCACUCAGGGCCGCACUGUGAGACAGAGAAACAAACCCAUGACUCCUGAGGGGCCGGCCAGGGACGCUAUCUGUGAUUUUGAAAAUGCCACCAAGCCGGCUAACGUACAAGAGUCUUUGCAUUCAGUUGUGAGCGUGCUGUCCCAAGUGGAGUCGGAUGGAGAUGUUGGUGCAAAUCCAACAGCAGCUGCAGCCUCCGGAGCGUCUGGAUCCGGGAUUAAUCCUGCCGAAGCUGUGGGACAAAAACUGCCAACGAGCUCAUUCAGCUUCACCCCGACCCAGUGUAUUCUCUACGCACUGGGAGUCGGCAUGUCCACCAAGGAUCCAGACAAUCUUAGGUUCCUGUACGAAGGGCAUCAAGACUUCAGCUGCCUUCCCACAUUCGGGGUCAUCCCCUCGCAGGCAGCCACGAUGGGCGGCGGCCUCAGCUCGGUCCCUGGGCUCAGCAUAGACUUUACUCAGGUUUUACACGGAGAGCAGUACCUGGAGCUUUACAAACCUCUGCCAACUUCAGGUACCCUUACCUCUGAGACCACCGUGGCUGACGUCCUGGACAAAGGAUCCGGAGCAGUCAUCCUCCUGGACGUGAACUCCUACAGCGGCGACGAGCUCGUGUGCUACAACCAGUUUUCAGUGUUUGUGGUUGGAGCCGGACGCUUCGGAGGAAAGAGAAGCUCAGACAAAGCUAAAGCUCCUCUGCCUCCACCCAAGCGCGCUCCAGAUGCUGUGGUGAUUGAAUCAACCACAAGAGACCAAGCCGCCUUGUACCGUCUGAGCGGAGACUGGAACCCUCUCCACAUAGACCCCAGCUUCGCCGCCAUGGGAGGCUUCAGUGCUCCCAUCCUGCACGGCUUGUGCUCGUUCGGCUUUGCGGCGAGACACGUCCUCCAGCGGUUCGCCAACAACGACCCCUCUAAGUUCAAGGCCAUAAAGGUCCGCUUCGCAAAGCCAGUGUUUCCGGGUCAGUCGCUGCAAACGGAGAUGUGGAAGGAGGGCAGCCGAAUCCACAUCCAGUGCAAAGUGAAGGAGACGGGUGACGUCGCUCUGGCUGGAGGCUACGUGGAUUUACACGGCACAUCAGAAGCUUCUCCUGAAACUCUCCCUCAGGGAGGAGGCCUUCAGAGCGAGCUGGUGUUCGCAGAGAUCGGCCGGCGCGUCACGGAGCUGGGCUCGGAGCUGGUGAAGAAAGUGAACGCCGUGUUCGGCUGGGAGAUCACCAAGGAUGGCAAGAAAGCCGCAGACUGGACCAUCGAUCUGAAGAACGGCAGCGGCUCUUUGCUGAAAGGGCCGUACGGCGGGAAGGCCGACGUGACCUUCACCGUGUCAGACGAGGACUUCAUGCAGGUGGUGACGGGGAAACUUCCUCCUCAGAAGGCGUUCUUCUCUGGCAAGCUGAAGGUUAGAGGAAACAUCAUGCUGAGUCAGAAGCUGGAGGUCAUCCUGAAGGAUUACGCCAAGCUGUGAGCUCCUCCGCCAGCCAAUCAGACGGUCGCAGAAACCUAACCACGCCGGCGCCCUCCUACUUCUCUGUCCUGAUCCCGAGUGUUUGGUGACCGUUACUUGGCUCUCUCCAGGGAAAAUUCUUGAAAAAUCACCCACUGAGACACACCGGGAAUGAAUUUAUCUCCGUUGAAAUUGAUUUUCUCUGCAGUCAGAGGGACUCCCAAAGAGUUUCGAAUAAAGAUGAAACGAGUUGAAUCCAAG
Molecule: messenger RNA, 2548 nt
Organism: Fundulus heteroclitus (mummichog)
Lineage: Eukaryota; Metazoa; Chordata; Actinopteri; Cyprinodontiformes; Fundulidae
Gene: hsd17b4
Product: hydroxysteroid (17-beta) dehydrogenase 4
Molecular function (GO): oxidoreductase activity
Source: RefSeq, marked provisional